This is a messenger RNA of Xiphophorus couchianus (Monterrey platyfish), 11237 nucleotides long. RefSeq names its product RNA binding motif, single stranded interacting protein (gene rbms3). The transcript is spliced from 14 exons. The record is from RefSeq and is a predicted model, not a curated record. The coding region runs from base 1302 to 2612 and encodes 436 amino acids. Gene Ontology annotation, molecular function: RNA binding. Gene Ontology annotation, cellular component: ribonucleoprotein complex. NCBI's taxonomy places the organism in Eukaryota, Metazoa, Chordata, Actinopteri, Cyprinodontiformes, Poeciliidae.
UGGUAGCUCCUUGUGCAGCCAGUAGGGGGAAUCGACUACUCGCACUGGCGCCAACCCCUCUGGUCUUCACUCCUCUUCCCCGUGUUCUCUCAGGUUGUGGAAACGCUGCAGCCCGCUGGUCUGUGUCUGGAUCCCUCACUCGCACAGAGCUGCUCAAGACCCUCCCACCGGCUGGGCUGGGAAAGGAGGAGGCAGUGUGUGCUCUGUUAGUAGCUUCGAACGAGCCCCCUUUACCACCCUGUCAGUGUGGAGGAGAAGGAGAGAGAGAGGCUUGGAUACUGAGUGACAGAGGAAGCACACGCGAGAGAGUCAGGCUGCUUAGAUGAGCAAGAGAGCCGAGGAACAAUAAGGAGCACGUUUUAUAGAAGCAGAUAACAGGAUCACAGACGAGGGACUUCAGGACACAAUCGCUGUCUUUUUUUGUAAUCACUUGUCUGCUAACUGGAACUGCGUGGAUUGGUUAACCAACCAGUGGAUUUUUGAAUAUUUGCCUGUGCCACAUCAUUUAAAAACUGGGAUCUUUCUCUUAUCUGUGCUCCUGCUGGCUUCUCUGCUACAGACUGUGAUUGCUUUCUGUGUCUGUGUCAAGCUCUGUUGUUGUGAGACAAAGUGCAUCUGUUGGCAACUGGCACUGACGAUAUCUUCUUCUGUCAAGCAGGACAGGCAUCGUCAAAUCAGAGGAGAGAGAAAGUGUAUGUGGGGUUGAGCGUGUGUGUGUAAGAGGUGGGAAAGACAGAAAGCGAGGGGCAGUGAGAGAGUGCGAUUAAAACCAAGCCAAAGGACUGGAGUGAAUAGCUUGAAUAGAGAAGUGAGCCUAUACGUCCUAACCCGUUUUUCCUUACCAUUCCUUUCCUCCUCCUCUCCUCCUCUUCCUCUCCCAUUCUCAACAUUCUUAGAACUGCCAGAGCUACUGCCACCUGCACCUCCUUGCGUCUCCUCUUUCCUCUUCCUUUUCUACCUCACCCUAACUAUCCAAUCGCAAACUCGCCGCUCUCCGUUCUGGCACUUUAGAAAAUAUUUCUAGUCCAUCAGUAAGUGAGCACCUGCCUGAUACCAAGUGUCUGGAACAGCGAGGCAAAAGUCAUCGGGAGCUCCCUCAUCAGAGGCGGACCUUCUCGGAAGCCCAGUCCGACACACAGAUCUUGCCUUCUCCCCAGAGGACCGGCUUGCAACACACUGGUGCAGACAGCAAAGCCUGGAAUCGCACAGCCCCACCGUCGCCUCCACCACAUUUCUAGCUACUUGGCAGCUCCCGCCCCCGUGUCACCAUUCCCUGCCUCAGUGCUAAGGAUUCCAGCUACAUGGGCAAGCGAUUGGAGCAGCAGCCAAUGUACCCUCAGUACACCUACUACUACCCCCACUAUCUCCAAACCAAGCAGCCCUAUGCUCCACCCCCUCAUCCCAUGGCUCCUCCCAGCCCCAGCACCAACAGCUGCAGCCAGGGAGGGGCGGAGCAGCUCAGUAAGACCAACCUGUAUAUUCGCGGUCUGCCACCUGGAACCACCGACCAGGACCUUAUCAAGCUCUGCCAACCGUAUGGAAAAAUAGUGUCAACCAAGGCCAUUCUCGAUAAGAACACUAACCAGUGCAAAGGGUAUGGCUUUGUGGAUUUUGACAGUCCAGCUGCAGCUCAGAAGGCCGUGUCAUCUCUCAAAGCCACUGGGGUGCAAGCCCAAAUGGCCAAGCAACAAGAGCAGGAUCCCACAAACCUGUACAUCUCCAACCUGCCAGUGUCGAUGGAUGAACAGGAGCUGGAGAACAUGCUGAAGCCCCUGGGUCACGUCAUCUCUACAAGGAUACUUAGAGAUGCCAAUGGGGUCAGCAGAGGGGUCGGCUUCGCCAGGAUGGAGUCAACAGAGAAGUGUGAAGUUGUGAUACAGCAUUUCAAUGGAAAAUACCUGAAAACCCCACCAGGAAUCCCAGCCCCCACGGAGCCUUUGCUGUGCAAAUUUGCAGACGGAGGGCAGAAGAAACGUCAAAGCCAGAGCAAGUAUCCUCAGAAUGGGAGACCGUGGCACAGAGAAGGGGAGACUGGCAUGGCGUUAACGUACGAUCCUGCUGCAAUGCAGAAUGGUUUCUACUCCUCGCCUUACAGCAUCGCCACCAACCGCAUGAUCGCACAGACCUCCAUCACGCCCUUCAUCGCUGCUUCCCCUGUUUCCACAUAUCAGGUCCAGAGUACGUCAUGGAUGCCUCAUCAACAAUAUGUUAUGCAACCGACAGGUGCAGUGAUCACACCAGCCAUGGACCACACUAUGUCCAUGCAGCCUGCCAGCAUGAUGGGCCCUCUAACCCAGCAGAUGAACCAUCUGUCACUGGGCACUACAGGAAGUUACAUGACUGCUGCAGCUGCCGCCGCUGCACCUAUGCAAGGGACCUACAUUCCCCAGUACACUCCUGUGCCUCCAACAGCCGUCCCUGUCGAAGGAGUGGUGACAGAUGCCUCACCCCAGACGGUGGCUCCUUCAUCACAGGAGGUGGCUGGCCAGCAGCAACAGAUCCAGGUGGACAGUGCCGAUCACGUUCCUGCUUACUCAUACCAGUCCAACAACGGCCUGAGCGAAUGUUCCUGUGACAGCGUUGCCUUGAGACAGAGGGUGGCUGCACUGUGAAUGUGAGGAAAAGAAAGAGAUUACUUCCAGAUUGCCCAGGCACCAAAAAAGAGACACUUUUUUUCAUUUCCUACCUGGCCUACAAGAAAAAAAAAAAAAAAUCAAGACUGAGGCAAAGAGUGCUGAGGAAAAGAGGGGAUGUGGGGGAAAUUACUGGGCACAGUGCAAAGAAGUAAAUUGUUUUAGUCUGGGAAUGAGACCCGCCUAAAGGGCUGGGCUGAAGCUUGAAAAGCUUCUCAAAGAAAAUUCUCAACUAAUAAAAAAAAAAAUAGAAAGGCAAAAAAUAAAAUAAAAAGAGAAAACAAAAAAAAUGGUUGAAUGCGCUGGUAGGUGAUGAAGUUUAUUUUGUAAUUAGAAAGGGGGAGGGAAAGUUUGAGAUACACACAGAGAUUGUCUUCCUCAGAUAUUAAGCUACGGUUUCUUUUCAGUCUUUUUUUUAUGUUCUAGUGUUAAAGCUUAGUUUUCUAGAUGUAUUUGAAAAAAAAGGGUUUUUUUCUUCUUUCUUGAAUCUUCAUGGCCUUAAUUUGGAGGGCGCCAGAAACCUUUUACAGAGUGAAAGUCUGACGUCUAGUUGGGAGGGUUUAAAAACAAAAAAACAAACAAAAAAAAAGAAAACAGUUUCUUGGACCUCUAUGGGGAGGGGUUCAAAAUGCUGAAUGAGUUGCUCUAAAGAGAAAAGAAAAAGAAUCUAUCACAUAAGCUGUACAGAUUUAAUAGAGAAAAGCUUUUUGUUUCAUUUCUUCGUUAGAAGAAAACUUUGAUAAUUAUUAUGUCAGAGGUAACUACGUGUCAGAAGUAAACAAAAUGUCUGUUGUUGGGAUGGGGUGGGAGGGUGACGCAUCGAAGAGAUUUUACACAAUGGGAAAAAGUAGAAAACAUAAGACACGCUGCGCUGUGGGUGCAGCCUGUUGCAAAUGCUGAACUUGUUUUUUUAUUCUCAUUAUCAUUUUACAUGCCGCUCUCAAUGACAUUAGUGCUUUUUAUCGGCCACAUUUUACCUUUUUUAUGAGCUUUAAGAUGUUUCUAGACUGCUUUGCUUGUCACACUGCAAAAAAAAUAAAUAAAAAAAGAAUAAAAUGCAAAAAAAAAAAAGAAAAAAAAUUCAAAUAACUUCUGGCAGUGAAAUAAAACAGUAGAUUCAGUAGGAGCUUAUGGUUUAAACCAAUCAGUGCAAAAGCAAUAGAGGAAAUUGUUGACAAUUUCUGUAGUCUUUCCUAGUUGUGGAUCAAAUGCAGCCCAUGGAUGGCCAUUUUUAUACCAAAGAUGAAGAGACACUCUGAACCAGAGUUUUGCUUUUGUUUUUCCCCCCCUUUUUUUCAUUUUUAAGUUUGAUUUCCUUGUUGUUAAUGUUGAUGUUGUUGAUGUUAAUGUUGUUGGUGAAGAUGUUGUUGCAGUUAUUGUCAUUUGUUUGUUUGCUUAUUUUUCUUCUGGUUUUGUUUUUUUUUUUUUAACCUUAAUGGCCGGACCAGUCCUACAAUCCUUCUCAUCCUGCUUUAUUCAGAGUCAGGAUCAUUUUUCACGCUUGUUCGAUCUGCCUCUCUUUCUCUUACACACAUCCACACACAUGCACGCACACCUGCAGCAUAUAUUCUCACAGAACACACGUACAACCUCAAUAAUCGGACAGUAUUUAAUUGUGUGACGUGUUAUUUUUUUUUAGCCUCCUUUGUGGAGGUUUUGAUGCUUUGAGGGUGCGUCUCACCUCUCGCUCAGAUCCUGCAGGGAAAAAGUUGGCUAGAGCAGAGGAGGAAGGUUGCUGGAAACACUCUGAGGUUUUUCCUCUCUGUGGUUUCUGUUUGUCUCUUUAUCCUUGUCGAUUCAACCAAUAUUAACUCAAAUAUUUCUCAGCGAAAUAAGCUGCAGUGAGGAUCAGUUUGCUGCUAUUUUUUUUAUUAUCUUGCUCACUAUACCAUCCCAACAUGCAGAUUUCCUCACAUUUAAACAAACUGAGUGACAUUAGCUGCAUCUUUUAAAGCAGGUAAGUUACUACUCAUAAAGAAAAUUACACAACGCAGGCUUUGUCAUAUCAAGAAGUGAUUGCAUAAGCUUUGGCACCAAAUGGCACUCUUCUUUUUUUACCUUUACGGUUUAUUUCUGUGUAUUUACUCUCUCUUUGAUGUCUUCAUGCCUUCAGUAAGGCAGCAUUAGGAGGCUGGAGGACAGGCAAUGACUGAAACCACCUUCUAUGCUUCUUAUUUUCUUUUAGCUUGCAUUCCUUCUUUGUUGUAUUGUUUAGCUGCACGUUUCAAAACUAAUUCAAAGUCUUCAUGUAGAACGGAAAGCCAGGAAUCGUCAUUUAUCAAACAUAAACUUCAGUUAAUCAGAUUCAUGAAGGGCUGCACCAAAAGCUCUGCUCAUGUACUCUAGCAAGGCAGUGGUUGAUUUUGUUGACAUUCGUUACACCUUAAAGGACUUUUUUUCUAUACUUUUUUGCUUUUCGGUGAAGUGUCCAGCUGUCAAUUAUCUUAGUUUCGAAACUGCGUACCGUUAAUCUAAACCUGUAAAUGUGUUGGAAGUGGAAAGGUGAAAAGAAACCCACAGCGUCAAAGUCUGUUGAUGGUAAAAAUGUUGUUGUCCAGUUGUGAAGUAGGCAGUGAAAGUCGGGCUCUGAUGGGGCUUAAUUUGGGUAAAAACAUAUGAGCUAACAAAGUGUAGCUAUGUAGCUUAUUUUUGUAUUCUAAAAGUAUUUUUCGCCUGAUCAAGAUGUGUAAAAGGCUUUAAAAAAAAUCUAUCUUUUAUAGCGAUAGCUAAACUUCACACUGAAAUUUGGAAAAAUAGAUGAUUUAAUUUGAGAACAUUUUUUGGAAGGGGGCACAUUUCAUGUCGUGUUUGACAUAAUCACCAGCAUAACAAUUGCCACCUUGCAAUGCAUUUUUGUACGAUAAUUCACUUUAAAUAUUUCAGGCUGUCUAAGGCAUAUGUUCGAUGCAGAAGGUUAUUUCUUCUACCGACUGCAAGACAAAAAAACGUUAUAUUUUAGCGUGAUAAUUUUUUGGCUUAUUUUCAGAAAAUCCUGCUCUUAUGUUCAGUUAAAGCACCAUUAAAAUGUUUAAAACAGCUGGAACUGUGGCAAAUAAGGCUGAACAAGUUUAUUUUAUCACCAUGCACAGACGUUUACAGAACUGUAGGGGCCACCAAGUCUAUUAAGAUUUGUCACUGUAGAGAAUGCUGUACGGACAGGAACUGGCUGACCUAAAAAAGCCAUAAAAAUGUCCAUGUACGUCAAGUGUUUGGAGUAAUAAUUAAAUAUAACCCCAGCUUUGAUCGUAGAGCAUUACUUUAACACCAAAUUCUAUCUAUUUAAAGAUGCUGAAGCCAUAUAUAUUUAUGAAUCCUAUAAAAACUUUGUAAAAUAGCAACCCAGCUGUGGAAAGUUUGCUGACAAAAUGUUUGAAAAAUGCAGUUCAUAGCUUCAAAUAGGAGAGAAAACAGGUCAUUAGUCUGAUGUUGGGGGGGAAAAAGAAUUAAAGAUUUGCACAAGCUUUUUAUAAUAAUUCAACUGCCAACACAGAAAGUUCAUGACCUAGAGAAUUAUAUUUAGUUUUUUCACUAGAAGCUGUAAAACUGCUUCCAUGCAGUAAGGGACUGUAACCAGUCCAAAAGUAAAAUGUUUGAACAGAGAAAAGGCUGGCUAAAACCAAGCAAUGGUGCCACGUUGCCAUCAGUUCUCCUCUGUGACACUAACAAGCCUCCGUAGAAGUGUGUUUAAAGCCAAAAAAAGGACAAAUUGUCCUGAACACCUUCCUGAUUAUGUGCCCAGUAUGGCAGAUCUGUGGGAACUAAGUGCGCUCCUCACCAGCCAUAUCCAGUCAUUGAUGGCAGCUCCUCGGUCGCCCUCCACUCUGAGUGCCCGUUAUGCCCCUCGUUAUCCCACCAGGUUGCACAAACAACUCCCUUUCCUCUGAUCCUGUCUUUCCAUCCCUGAGCUGCAUGAUGUUUGCAGUGACUUCACAUUUGUGGACUGUCCCCAAGGAAAUCGUCUGUGGGAGAACAGCAAUUUCUGCCCACAUUAUUGCAGCCUGUUUUGUUUUCAGUGUUCACCCUCCUGCUUUGCCCCAGCUGUGGUGCCGCAGCUAUAAAGAAAAAAGAAAGAAAGAAAAAAAAAAAGACAACUGGCACAGUUUGUGCCAUGGCGUGGCCAGGCUCCUUUCUGCUCUGAUUUUCCAUCCCUACCUCGUUGUUUGCCUCCUCCCUCUCAUAGUUUCUAUCCGAGGUCUCUCGUCUUUAUUAGGUGGUGCAAAAGCAGAACCGCAAACCAAUUUCAGUCACUCUUGCAAUGAGCCUUGACGGACCCAAUUUGUCUCCCUCUGGGGCAAUAGGAUCCACUCCAAUGUCCCUCAAAGACCCCUUUCUUCCUGAGAGAGACGGAGAGGAGGAGCUUUUUGUUUGCUAAUGACAUAUUUUAUUUCGUUAGUGCUACUGAUGGACUGCACAUUGCAGACAAACUGUCAUUAUGCACGGCAGCGUUUAUAAGUAACAAUCAAAUUGAACAUUUAGUGCCUUUUAACAAAGCUUCCAAAUGAUUCCAUGUUCUCUCAGUAGUGAAGCACAUGGACGAGCUUUUGGAAGAACUUAUGGAAUCUCCUCAAUGGUGCUAAAGGUGGAGCUGCUUUCCAUUAUUGGACCUCAAACUAACUCCAUUGACUUGACAUUGCACAAUUGAAGCUGGCCCACAGGUGUGUGCUUAAAGCCAUAAUAUAUAUAUAUAUAUAUAUAUAUAUAUAUAUUUUUUUUUUUUCAUCUUCCAGUGUAAACCAACUUUUUUUUCUCUCUGGCAUCUGCAAGACACAAAGUCGGAUCAAACUAUCAGUAAUUAUUCCAGGUCAAUUUGCACUUUUUUGUACCCACCUGUUUCCAUUCUAUCCAUAUCUAUUUUCACAGUAAACAAACCUUUUCAUACCUACUGACUUAAACUGAUGCAUCACUUUAUUUUUUUUAGUAGAGAUUUAUUUUCAUGAAAAUUGAAAUAGAUAUAAUCAUAAUAAGGCACACAAUUCUUAUUCUUUAGUUUAUUUUAGAAAAUCAUCCUUCUGUAGAUACAUGUUAUUUACCUUAGGCAUGUAACCACUUUUCCUUAGAGAAGACAAUAGCGUUGUUUUCAUCGACCAUAUAGUUGCACAAAUUGAAAUUACAAAAAUAAAUUUGCUUAAUAUAAACAAGGCAAUUUUGGUAAAACACGUUUUUCAAUAAAGUUGGAUGAGGUGGUUUUUCGGCUGUACCAAAAUUGUUGUAUUUUGCAAAACUGCAAUGGAAACACUUUUUUCCGCAUCACACAAGUUAAUGUGAUAAACAACCAGAUGUUACUACUGCCGGAAAAGAGGAAGAAGACGACAGGAAGUGCUUGGAGGAUGACAGCGUGGCAUGUUUCUUAAUGACUUAUUGCUUAAACAAACAUAUUCAUGUGAGAUUUUAUUUGCAUUUCUUAUUUAAUGGAAAUAAUUCUGAAAAUGUUUUUUCAACAUAAGCAGAAUGUCAAGCAGGUUUUGCUCACAUCUGUAAUGAAAACGCAGCAAAAGAGAACAUCAGCAGAAACUACUAUAAUCUGUUCCUAAGGCAGAUAUUAAAGGUUGCUAAAGUGGACAUGAAUUGGCAUCUUGUUGGUACUAAAUCCGCAUAGAUUUCCAGAAACGUUUUGUACAAAUCAACCCAAAUUAUUAAAGUAAAAUAUGUGGGAGUGAUGAGAUGACAGGGCUACUAUCUGUGGCUACCAAACUGUGAUCAACUGUAUGUCAUUUUUUUCCUACUCCUGAUCUACCGCUCUACAUUUGCCUGUAGUCAACUCUAAUCUCUCACUGUGUACCGUCUCUCAUACUGUUGUGUUUAACAGGUAUUACUGGGGCGUAGAGCUUGACGGAUACACUGAGACACAGAUCUCAAGCAAGUUUGUGCCGUUGAAUCUGUGUACAACCAGGAAGAGUCCUUUGUUUGUGUUCAAUUUACAACUUUCAGCUGUGGUAUACCAGAAUCAGAGUCGCCCAGCAGCUUUACAGCUUCUGUUCUUAUAGAACAGAGAAUAUUGUGAAUCCCAAUAAGACUCUUAAUGCAUGAGUUGCACAUCAGAGCACAGAGUGUCCUACAAAUGGCCCGAGAUUCAGUAGUAAUAGCAUUAUGAGAAAUAGGAUUACAAAUAGCCAAAAGAUUAUGUGGGGGAAAAAUGCACAACUAAGAACAUCAGUUCCAUUUUGCUAAUGGAGACUCAAAAGAAAGAAAAGACAUUAAGGCAGGUGUUUUGCUACCAAUAUUUCACAUAGAUCUGAAAGAUUAUCCAAGCAGAAAUGCCUUUUUUCUUAAUAGCACAAUGGAAUAAUGUACCUUCUCAGAAUACAAAUACCUUCUUGGUAAGUCUGCGGAAGGCAUGCCUGAAAUUUUAAGGAGGCUGUUGCAGAAAUGUGCCCCCAGUCAGAUCAUGUGUCAGCACAAACCUGGAGCCAGCAAUACCAGGAGAGAAAGGAGAAGGGUGAUCAUUAGCUCUUGUUGCUGGGCAGAAGCGAAGUUUAGAGAGCAGCAGCUUCCCUGUUAAGGACUUACAGAGGUGACUAAUUCGAACCCUCACAAAUUAGGAGCCUUCUCUCCGCCUCGCUUGCUCCAUCACACUAAGUAGCUGUUUCCUUUUAGGCAAAACAACUGGUUAAUUUGUAGCCUUCUCUGUCUCUUCACCUUACUGCCACUUAGUCAGAAGUCCUUUUACCUAGAUUACAUUUUUCCUUUUCUUUAAAUCUACGUCCUGCAUGUUUUACAUAUUUCCGCAGAUCAGGAUGCCUGAAUCAGGUGAAAAGAUCAUUCAUUUUCCAGCAGAACUUGAAGAAAAACAAAGGAGCUAACUUACCCAUUUCAGUUAGCGACCUUUAGCAAGAACAAACCUAGCAGAGCUGCUGAGGGGUGUAAGUGUGGGUUGUGUAGUCUACUUGUAUCUUUUGUCCUCUGAAGAAAUAUCUGCAUAUGAGGCAGCAGGGAUUCUUUCAAGGGAUUCGUAUCCAGUCCUUGAAUAAUCGAAGCAACUUGUCAUCAAUUACUUUGAUCUUAAUAGAGGAGGUAGUCUGAUGUGGCAGCAUCGAGCUUUUUGCAGAUGAUGUGGAUUAAUUGACAUUUUGUAUCAGUGACCUUUGUUGUGAGCAGUUUACAACGAAGUAUAAGGAACUCAUGGGAAAAGGUGCAGCAGCCCCACUGUCUCUUGGUUGGAGUUAAGUCUGUUUAUCAAGAAUCUUGAUUCUUGUUCAAGAGUAAAACAUGGCAGGUAGAGCAGAGGUGGGAAAAUCUGAUCCGCAAGAUUUGGCAUGCUGCAAGUUGAAAGCUUGCUCUUCAAAACCUGACUUAUAAAAUUAUAUUAGGACUUGACUUCUUCUGUGAGAGAGUACUAAUGGUCUCUUCAUAGCUGGGUCCAUUUAUAUUACAAUGUUUUUCAAUGGUCAUGAGCUGAAAUAAGCUUUUUUUAGCUUUGAAAGGAAUCUGUUGAGUGGAUUGAAACCUGAAUGUUCCACUGGACGAUCCACAACUUGCUGCAGGAGCUGGAAAUUCAUUCUGGGAAAUUAUCUAGGAUCGACGAAUCGAUCCCUGACAAUCGGAUUGGCUGAAAGAUGCUGUUAUUGUUUAUUCAUUGGGAGUGCCAUAAAGUUUAUGCAAUCACUUUUUCAAGAGAGAUUUCAGAUUGUAAAUAAAGGAUCCAACCUGCUCAAAUGCAGUAAAUCUUACUCACCCACUGGCCUAAAAUUAAUUUCAUAGCCAGAGGCAAAACAAAAACAGCAAUAUUAGAGCAGAUUUUUGAUAAAAUCUUGGGGCAAUAUUCUGAUCUUCUCUAAUGUGUCCGUCCAUCAAGGCAAGGUGCUUUUUUUCCCCCCACUGCCUUUAAACACAUUCACUCAUUCACUUCCUCGUCUCUCAGAAUCACUGCCAUCUCAGUGUCACAGCCAUACUCUCAUAUUUCCAUGUCCAGCUCAGUUGUGAGGCUCUCCCGGAAUUCGGAGCCUUCCCCCAUUGAUCGCCAUGUGUUCGCAUACGCAGGAGUUCAGAGUUCCUCUCGCUGCGGAGUGUCAAGGAGAGCUGCGGCUCAAUAACUCACUUUCGCACAGUCACACUUAACACAUAAUGCAGUGGGAAAAUUGCUCAAACGAACCCUCCCCCCCUGCUGGAGCGAGGCCCUGGGCUUUUAAUUGAUGCUUCGGUCCACCUCUGAUGAGAGCUAUCGAUUGGCUGCAGAACUCCUGGAGCUCCAGGCAGCCCUCCCCACACACACACACACAUGCAUAUAUCCACACACAGGCCUCAUGGAGUUCCAACAGCUCCACAAGAAAGGUAAAAUCUGAUAAUACUAGGAAAUAAUUUUAAGGAAUCCAGCAAAGAGAACUAUUUAUUAGGACAGCAGAGCAGUUUUUCAUAACUUUUUUGCGUUCAUUUUGGUUACAUUUUCUGUUUUUCACUUUUGUUUUUUUUGUUUCAGCGCUGAGGAGGAUAUGGUCAUGCCUCUCACACACACUCACACGCGCCUGCGCACGCAGGCAUUGCUUGGUGUGUGCGAUCUUUGAGAAUUCAUCUGUACAUCUGUGGAUGUUAGGAAUUGACUUGGGUUUUAUGAGUUGUUUUUUUCUCUCUCUGAUGAAGCUUUCAAUAAAAAAAAAGUGGGAAAAAGCA